This is a messenger RNA of Parnassius apollo (apollo), 6789 nucleotides long. The record is from the annotation of a GenBank genome assembly. Lineage: Eukaryota; Metazoa; Arthropoda; Insecta; Lepidoptera; Papilionidae.
AUGUCCGAUGAUAUUGAUAAACCUUUAUCAGAAACUACGGAGAGUAGAAAUGUGGUCGACGAAGACCCAAAGGUUUCGGCAUCAGGGUAUAAUGAACAACAAGCGACUGACGUGGAGGAUACAGCUGAGAAAAUUGAUAAAAUUGUACGGAAAAUUCCCAACGAAAGAAAGGAGUUACAAGUUGCUUCUGACGAAGAUGACGAGGAGCGCGUAAUUGUAGAUCGCACUGCUCUUGAAGCAAUAUUGGAUGUCAGUUCUCGACUUAAGGGUAUUCAGAGAAAAAGUAGGAUAUCAAUGAGUACACUUGCGUUAGGACAUGAAUCUUAUAAAGACAAGCAAGCAAAAGCUAAAGAAAUUCGCAGCAAUCGUUUGGGAGGUUUAAAAACUCAACAUAGGUUUUUACUUGAGAAUGCAGCUGUCAUCUUAAACAAAUCUCCUGAAUAUGUUCUGGAGGGUGUGUGUGAUGCUGACAUUCAUAUAGAACUUUUAGAUAGUGCUGUUGCUGAAGGUGGUAGAAAUUGUAUUAUGGUGUGUGAUGCUACGAUGCCACCGUUAAAAAUGGAAUCAGGUCGUUUCGUACCAAAUCAAAAAUCUUGGAUGGAAAGAGUUUAUAUAUCUGAUACAUCUUCAAUACCUAUACAAGGUCGCUGCGUGGGCAUGUACCGGAUUAAAAACAAAGCUAUUGAUGUGAAAAAUGUUGCUGACAAAUGGAGGCUGUUGGAUAAUCAAGUUACGGAUUAUUACAAUGAAGCUUCUGAUAACGUGAAGUAUUUGUAUGCUUUUGAGAAAUAUUGCGAACCUUUAUACAGAUGCGACCCUGUCACCAUGCAUCAACACAUACCAGGCUUGCUUUACACAGUGCGGAUGAUAUUUGCAACGUCACGUUAUUACAAUACAACUAAGCAAAUUUCUACAUUACUUGUAAAAGUCACUAAUCAAAUACUAAACAUGUGCAUGGACUACUUGACUAAUAAAGGCAAGAAGACAAUUUGGAAACAAGAUAAGCAAAAUUUCAUAAAGAAAGCUAAGAUAAUAGAUUUAUUUAAAACAUAUAUUACUUAUUAUGUCUUGAAUAAAAGUACUUUGGAAGGAAUUGAAGAGUUUGCAGCGUCAUUUAACAAGUUUUUCAAAACGAUAUCGACAAAAACAUACGAUGCUUUAGAUCAUAGGCGGCCCGAUUUCGAUAAGGAUUACAAGACUUACAAAGAUGCUGUCGCUAACCAGGAGCUCUUAUUAGAAAAUUUUAUGAUAAAUAGUGUGAAUAAAUGCCCCACAACUGAAAUUGCGUUGAAUUUGUUGAAACGUUUUGAAAAAUUAAAACUGGACUGUUUGUAUCUUGAAGACCAAUAUUACGAUUUGAUAGGUAAUUUUACUGCGGAGAUUGAAAACAUUCGUGAUAGGUACAAUGAAGAAAGAGAAAACCCAGAACUACCUAGAAAUAUGCCUCCUGUAGCAGGGCGAAUUAUGUGGAUAAGAUUUUAUAAUAAAAAUAUUAAAUUACCAAUGGAAGAGUUUAAGAAACACCAUGAGGUCAUAACACAUACGGUGAGGUUGGGAUUAAUCGCGCCGCUACUUAUACGUCAUCCAACGACGAAUUCAUAUGUAGUGAAUUUUAACGUAUUCAUACCUGAAUGCAUCAGAGAAGUCGAGUAUAUGUGGCAGUUGGGAUUAAGCGUCCCAGAUGCCGCCCAAAUAGUGGCUUAUUGUAAAGAACGAAUAUUUUCAAAUUAUGAACGUAUUAAGUGCCUAGUGGAGAGAAAUGAUAAAAUUAGAAGGAGCAUGCCAAAAUUGUACUUACCUUUACUGCGGGCGCAGAUUGUGAAAAUGGAAAAAGCAUUUCAACCCGGUUUUUCAACGAUAACAUGGACUUCAUUAGAGAUACCAGCUUAUUGUGAUAAGAUUGAAGAAGUUUUAGACGAAGUGGAUUUAUUCGUAAAAGAGGUUGUGGAUAUGAAAGAAGCCCGAAUAGAUUCAAUAUUGCGAUCUAUAGCAAAAACUAUCUUGGUUUAUUUGCCUGAAAAUGCUGUAGAUCCUAACAUAUUCUAUGAAGAUAAUUUAGUGAGGCGCGAUGAAUUAGCACAAGAUUUACAACAAAAAUCAUGGAAUGCCGAAUUAGCUGUGAUUGAACUUAUAAACAAGUUUUUAGAAAGUGUACCUUCGAAACCGAUUCAAGAUCUGAAAGAUAAUUGGUUAGAUGCAGAAAGAGCUUUAAAACUAGUUACGUCAGCGACAAGAGUAUUUCCUGAAAAUGCUGCAUUUUUGGAAAUAGAAAACCCAGACCGCUUUGAUGUAACGCACACAAUCAAUGAGUGUAAUGAGUUAUUCGCAUAUUUUGCUACGAAAUGUCUUGAAGCUCUUAUAAAAAGCACUAGACAAAGUCUAGAUGAAUUAAGACGAAGAGCUUCAGUUUCGAGUUUUUUAACAAUGACUACGGAUGUAGAAGAACAAAAGAAGUUGAAUCCACUCAUGCUCACUAUGAUGUAUUUACAAAUACCAAUAAUACUUAUUAAGCCUACUUUGGAGGAAAUUCAAUCAGCAUUUUCACAAGUGGUGUUAAACUGCAUAAUGGAUAUUCAUCGUAACGUAUUUAUGUGGGGCCAACAAGAACAAAUUAAUAAGGAGAGGUUGAGAGGUGGUUCCUUGGUUAUGGCAAGGAGUGUAAGCGAUAAACUUAAACUUGCUCUACAUGUUGAAUCUGUUGAAUGGAAACGAAUCUUGGGCAAGUUACUGAGUCAGUCAUACAGGGAACGUGUGAAAAAACUUAUGCAAUUCAUUAACGACCGGAUGAAGACAAUGAGUAAAAAAAUUAAGGAUUUGGAUGACGUUAGAGUUGCCAUAAUGUGCCUCGAAUUGAUACGAGACGAAUUUAUUGGAAUGGAUUUGGAAUUAGAUUUAAUUGAAGAAAGUUAUGCUACCUUUCACCAAUUUAAUAUUGAUAUACCGAAAGAAGAUGCAGAUUUAGUCUACGGUCUACGUUAUGCAUUCCAAAAUAUGCUAACAACUUCGCAGCAAGUUCAACAAAAAAUUGUAGAUAUGCAAGGCCCAUUACAAGAGGAGCUUACUGAAGGGGUGUCGUCGUUCCUCGAGGAUGUGCUGAAGUUUGACGCUGAUUAUGAUGCUUUUGGACCAAUGACGCCGGGGUUGUCUGCUAGAGACGCCAGCGAUAGAGUCAUAAUGUUCCAGUCAAGGUUUGACGAAUUAUGGCGACGAUUUGAAAUGUACUCCAGUGGUGAAAAAUUGUUCGGAAUGGAAGUGAAAGAUUAUCCCAUUCUUCAUCAGAAAAAGAGAGAAUUUAAUUUACUUAAUAAAUUGUAUAGUUUGUAUCUUGCGGUGAUGAAUUCCAUCGAUGGCUAUUUUGAAACACCUUGGGUUGAUAUUGACAUUGAACAAAUUGUUGCACAGCUAAAUGAGUUUGAUGUUAGAUGCCGAAAAUUGCCGAGAGGUAUGAGAGAUUGGCCGGCUUAUAUUGACUUGAAAAAUAAAAUCGACGACUUUAAUCAAACAUGUCCACUACUGGAGCUAAUGGCUGAUAAAUCUAUGAAAGAACGACAUUGGAGACGUUUAGAACAACUAAUGAAUUGUGUAUUGGAUGUAGAAUCUGAUACAUUCACUUUAGCGAAUGUAAUGGAAGCGCCACUAUUAAAGUAUAAAGAGGACGUUGAGGAUAUUUGUAUUAGUGCGGUGAAAGAAAAGGAUAUAGAAGCGAAACUUAAGCAAGUAGUAUCGGACUGGGCCGUAGUGAAUUUGACAUUUGCAAACUUUAAGAAUAGAGGUGAACUUCUCAUUAAGCCGCAAGAGACACUUGAUAUUAUCACACUGUUGGAAGACACUUUAAUGGUUCUAAAUUCUCUUGCUUCGAAUAGAUACAAUCCUCCGUUCAAAAAAGACAUAAUGUUAUGGAUCAAUAAGUUAGUAAGUACAUCUGAUAUUUUGGAGAAGUGGUUACAAGUACAAAAUUUAUGGAUGUACUUGGAAGCAGUAUUUGUAGGAGGCGAUAUUGCAAAACAGCUGCCCGCUGAAGCGAAGAGAUUUGCUACGAUUGAUAAAUCUUACGUAAAAAUAAUGUAUCGCGCCCGUGAUAUUGCUAACUGCGUGGAAACGUGUACAUCAGACGAUAGUUUGAAGCAAAUGCUCCCACAUUUGCAUGAUCAAUUAGAGGCCUGUCAGAAAUCACUCAGCGGAUAUUUGGAGACCAAACGUGCUAUAUUCCCGAGGUUUUUCUUUGUAUCCGACCCUGUUCUAUUGGAGAUUCUUGGUCAAGCUUCUGACCCACAUUCAAUUCAGCCACAUCUGCCAAGCAUAUUCGACGCUAUAUUCACCGUGGACUUUGACGAUAAGGAUAGAAUUGUUACAAUGAACUCUGAUAAUGGGGAAAGCAUAAACUUAGAAAGACCAGUGGUUUGUGUGGGCGGUGUUGAGAUAUGGUUGAAUACUUUGCUAGAUACAAUGAAAGAUACGGUGAGAAACAUUAUUGCUAACAUAUGUCAAACAAUAUCAGGUGAUCCAGAGUUUGAAUUUUUAGUUGGAUUCUGGAAUUUCCCUGGACAGGCAAGUCUUUUAGGUAUGCAAAUUUUGUGGACUAGUGACGCGGAGUAUGCCCUCAAAAAGGCUAAAGUCGACCGCUAUAUUAUGAGACUGACAAACCAGAAAUUCCUUGAUCUUUUGAAUGGACUUAUUGAUCAGACAGUUAAAGACCUAGUUCCAUUGGAUAGAACUAGAAUUGAAACUAUGAUAACGAUUCACGUCCAUCAAAGGGAUAUUUUUGAUGAUCUUGUAAAAAUGAGGAUCAAAAAUCCAGGAGACUUUGAAUGGCAAAAGCAAGCAAGGUUUUAUUACAUUGAAGAGAACGACGAUUGUAUUGUUUCUAUUACCGACGUUGAUUUUAUUUAUCAGAAUGAAUAUUUGGGCAUAACGGAACGGUUGGUGAUCACGCCGCUGACAGAUCGUUGCUACAUCACGCUGGCGCAAGCAAUCGGAAUGAGCAUGGGUGGUGCGCCCGCAGGCCCGGCCGGAACCGGCAAGACUGAAACUACGAAGGACAUGGGCCGUGCUCUUGGCAAGCUGGUCAUUGUGUUCAACUGUUCUGAUCAAAUGGAUUUUAGAGGCUUGGGACGCAUUUUUAAAGGCCUCGCGCAGUCCGGCACUUGGGGAUGCUUUGACGAGUUCAACCGUAUCGAGUUACCCGUCCUCUCUGUAGCGGCUCAACAAAUACAUAUUUGCCUAACUGCAAGAAGGGAAAAGAAAGAGUUCUUUGUAUUUAGCGAUGGUGACGUCGUAAGCUUAAAUCCAGAGUUCGCAUUUAUAAUUACUAUGAACCCUGGUUAUGCUGGACGUCAGGAACUGCCUGAAAACUUGAAGAUUCAGUUCCGUUCUGUGGCUAUGAUGGUGCCUGACAGGCAGAUUAUUAUUAGGGUUAAAUUGGCCAGUUGCGGAUUUAAAGAAAAUAUUUUAUUGGCUCGGAAGUUCUUCACAUUAUACAAACUAUGUGAAGAACAGUUAUCUAAGCAAGUUCAUUACGAUUUCGGUCUUCGGAAUAUAUUGUCGGUUUUGAGAACAAUGGGAUCGCAAAAAAGAGCAAAUCCGGAAAGCACUGAGGAAAAUAUUAUGAUGAGGGUUUUGAAGGAAAUGAAUGUAUCCAAGUUAGUGGACGAAGACGAACCGUUAUUUAUUUCCCUAAUAGAAGAUUUAUUCCCUGGAAUGAAGCUUACGCAAACUGCUCAAAGGGAAAUGCAACGCGCUAUAAAUAUAGUGACGGAGCGUUCUGGUUUAGUCAACCAUCCGGAAUGGAAUCUCAAAAUUAUUCAGUUAUACGAGACGUCUUUAGUACGGCAUGGUUUGAUGACUAUGGGUCCAACGGGUUCUGGGAAGACAACAUGUAUUCAUACACUGAUGGCAGCGUUAACGGAAUUGGGCAAACCACAUAAGGAAAUGCGAAUGAAUCCUAAAGCAAUAACGGCGCCACAAAUGUUUGGGAGAUUGGAUGUAGCUACAAACGAUUGGACAGAUGACGGCCCGGUGGAUGCAGUGUGGAUUGAAAAUCUGAAUUCUGUGCUGGAUGACAAUAAAACCUUGACCUUAGCAAAUGGAGAUCGAAUAACGAUGGCUCAGAAUAGCAAACUGGUGUUCGAGCCGGAUAACGUUGAUAACGCCUCACCUGCCACCGUCAGUCGAAUGGGAAUGGUGUUUCUAUCCUCAUCAGUUUUAAAAUGGCAGCCUAUUUUAGAGCCACAAACAGUACCGCAGCCUGGACUCUCACCUUUGUCGCAGCCCACACCCGCACCUUUAUUGCAACCUGGACCUUCAUCUUUGUCGCAGCUAGGAGCUUCGAAUUCGAGCCAAGCAGUAUUCUCCACCUCACAACAACAUACUAGACCACAUACCAAACCUAUUCGUGUACCUAUAAUGCAACCUCAUCGUUUUACAUCCAAUCAACCUGGAAGACUUAUGAAAAGGAGAAAUAUUGAUGUAGACCAAGAGUAUUUAGAGAUAGAAAAAAGAAAACUUCAAUUAUAUGAGUCCAGGUCAGCAGCAGAAUCUGCAGAUGAUCCUGAUCGUAACUUUUUGUUGAGUUUGCUUCCAUACUUAAAAGAAGUGCCAGGAAAUAGAAAAAUCUUUGUUCAACGAAAAUUGUUAGACGUGUUCAUGGAAGAAGAAAAUACCCAACUUCAGUAUUAUCCUGUAAGCCGUUACUCCGAAGAAUUAAUUCGCCCCGAUUCUGGAGAUUUGUCAUCAAAUAUGUCAUUUCCUCCAUGCGUUGUCAAUAUUGAAGAGCCUUUGCCACUCAAAUAA